AUGACGACCUCAACGGAGGGCCUUGAGCUAGCUCAGUUAGCAUUCUACGCUAUUGCUUCUCUUCCCGCCCUUUACUGCUUAAUUACACACGGAAAGAAUGGCAUAAUUGGAUGGCUAUAUGUCUUUGCAAUGUGUGGCCUACGUCUAGUAGGAAAUGGGAUGGCAUACCACGCACUUUCCACAACUGGCGAGCCCAGUACAUCCGCUUCGAUUAUCAACGGGAUUGGUCUUUCGCCACUACUACUGGCAGCGCUUGGAAUUCUUCAUGAAGCCAAUCACUCGAUUCAGUCGGCACUUCCUGCGUUUCUUGGUCGGUUUGGCCUGCUGAUUCCCCAUAUGGUCAUUGCUGGAGGAAUCGGUCUUGCUGCUGCCAGCGGCAAAAAUCCUCAUCUCUUGGAAGUAGGACUCAUUAUCUUCGCCACUGGCUGGCUCAUCGUUCUCGGGCUGGUGACACUCUCGGCCCGAGCAAAUGCCCGACACCGCCGUCUCGGCCCCGAGAAGAACCUCCUCUUGGCUAUCGAGAUUGCUAUGCCUCUUAUUGGAGUACGCGUACUUUACGCGAUCGUGAUCGCUUUCAAAUAUCAAAAUUCGUCUAGUGGAGGCCUAGCAGCGAAGGUUAUCUUAGGCACUGUUCCAGAAUUUCUGACCAUGAUCAGCUAUCUGUCAGCUGGUCUGGUUACUCGAAAUUUGGCUCGCGACUGUUUAGAGAAGGGGCCGCAGCCAGCUUACAAUACUUCAGUAUAA
This is a messenger RNA of Penicillium subrubescens, 744 nucleotides long. RefSeq lists its product as uncharacterized. The record is from RefSeq and is a predicted model, not a curated record. The transcript has 2 exons. Lineage: Eukaryota; Fungi; Ascomycota; Eurotiomycetes; Eurotiales; Aspergillaceae. The coding region runs from base 1 to 744 and encodes 247 amino acids.